ACGGAAGGACGGGCGGCCGGACGGACGGGCGGCCGGCAGCAGCAGCAGCAGCGGGCAGCGGUCGCCGCAGGAGCCGCCGGUAGAUCCAGUUAGGGUGUCCCGCGCCCUCCGGAGGGCUCGUUGUCUGCCUCGCCGCCCCCGCCUCGCCGCCGGGGUGCGGGAAAGCGGAGUGUGAAGGCUGCGGGAGCCGGACAGGGAAGAUGCCCCUGGCGCAACUGGCGGACCCUUGGCAGAAGAUGGCUGUGGAGAGCGCGGCCGAGAGCAGCAGCACCGAGAAUGGGCAGCAAGUUGUGGAUGAACCUAUGGGAGAAGAUGAUAUCAACCCACAAACUGAUGAAGGAAGUAUCAAAGAAAUUGCAAUAACUCACCAUGUAAAGGAAGGACAUGAGAAAGCAGACCCUUCACAAUUUGAACUUCUGAAAGUGCUAGGACAAGGAUCCUUUGGAAAGGUGUUUCUUGUCAAAAAAAUCUCAGGAUCAGAUGCUAGACAGCUUUAUGCAAUGAAGGUAUUGAAAAAGGCCACCUUGAAAGUUCGAGACCGGGUUCGGACAAAGAUGGAACGUGAUAUCCUAGUAGAAGUUAACCAUCCUUUCAUUGUCAAAUUACAUUAUGCUUUUCAAACAGAAGGGAAGCUCUAUCUUAUUUUGGAUUUUCUCAGGGGAGGAGACUUGUUUACACGUUUAUCCAAAGAGGUGAUGUUCACUGAAGAUGACGUUAAGUUUUACCUAGCAGAAUUAGCACUUGCUUUAGACCAUCUACAUAGUCUUGGAAUAAUAUACCGGGACCUAAAACCAGAAAACAUCCUGCUUGAUGAGGAAGGACAUAUCAAAUUAACAGAUUUUGGCUUAAGUAAGGAGUCAAUUGAUCAUGAAAAAAAAGCCUACUCUUUCUGUGGAACAGUGGAAUAUAUGGCACCAGAAGUCGUUAAUAGACGAGGCCAUACACAGAGUGCAGACUGGUGGUCUUUUGGUGUUUUAAUGUUUGAAAUGCUCACUGGUACUCUACCUUUCCAAGGGAAAGACAGAAAAGAAACCAUGACUAUGAUUCUCAAGGCCAAACUUGGAAUGCCCCAGUUCUUGAGUCCUGAAGCACAGAGUCUUCUGCGAAUGCUCUUCAAAAGAAAUCCAGCAAACAGAUUAGGAGCAGGUCCAGAUGGAGUUGAAGAAAUUAAGAGGCAUGCAUUUUUCUCCAAAAUAGAUUGGAAUAAAUUGUACAGGAGGGAAAUUCAUCCCCCUUUUAAACCUGCAACUGGAAGACCUGAAGAUACAUUUUAUUUUGACCCUGAGUUUACAGCAAAAACUCCAAAAGACUCGCCUGGUAUCCCACCUAGUGCUAAUGCACAUCAACUCUUUCGGGGAUUUAGUUUUGUAGCUAUUGCAUCAGAUGAUGAAAGCCAAGCAAUGCAGACAGUUGGAGUGCAUUCAAUUGUCCAGCAGUUGCACAGGAACAGCAUUCAGUUUACUGAUGGAUAUGAAGUAAAGGAAGAUAUUGGAGUUGGGUCUUACUCCAUCUGCAAGAGAUGUAUUCAUAAAGCUUCAAACAUGGAAUAUGCUGUAAAGAUCAUUGACAAAAGUAAAAGAGAUCCAACAGAGGAGAUUGAAAUCCUGCUGCGCUAUGGACAGCAUCCAAAUAUUAUUACUUUAAAAGAUGUGUAUGAUGAUGGAAAAUAUGUAUAUGUAGUAACAGAACUUAUGAAAGGAGGAGAACUGCUGGAUAAAAUUCUUAGACAAAAGUUUUUCUCAGAACGAGAAGCCAGUGCUGUUCUGUUCACAAUAACAAAAACGGUUGAAUAUCUCCAUGCACAAGGGGUUGUUCAUAGAGACCUGAAACCUAGCAAUAUUCUAUAUGUUGACGAAUCUGGUAAUCCAGAGUCGAUUCGGAUUUGUGAUUUUGGCUUUGCAAAACAACUACGAGCAGAAAAUGGUCUUCUGAUGACUCCAUGUUACACAGCAAAUUUUGUUGCACCAGAGGUUUUAAAGAGACAAGGUUAUGAUGCUGCAUGUGACAUCUGGAGCCUUGGGGUUCUGCUUUAUACCAUGCUUACUGGCUACACUCCUUUUGCAAAUGGUCCUGAUGAUACCCCAGAGGAGAUUUUGGCCCGAAUAGGUAGUGGGAAGUUCUCUCUCAGCGGUGGUUAUUGGAAUACUGUUUCAGAAACAGCAAAGGACCUCGUUUCAAAAAUGCUUCAUGUUGACCCACAUCAAAGAUUGACUGCAGCCCAAGUUCUCAGUCACCCCUGGAUAGUUCACUGUGACCAGCUGCCUCAAUACCAGCUGAACAGGCAGGAUGCUCCCCAUCUAGUGAAGGGAGCAAUGGCAGCAACUUACUCUGCUUUGAAUCGUAAUCAGUCACCAGUUUUGGAGCCAGUCGGCCGUUCCACUCUUGCUCAGAGGAGAGGUAUAAAAAAAAUUACCUCAACAGCCCUGUGAAGUGACCUCAACCAGAUAUUUGGUACCACGGCAUAAGAUGAUAGCACAAAUCAUGGCGACAGGUAGCACAUAUCUGACAGAUACCUGCAAGCACACUCUGUCCCAGCUGGUACCUAAAAUGCUGCUGCUCCUGCUGCUGCUAUUGCUUUCAUCUAUUCUCGCUUUAAACUGUUGAUGGCAAGUUACUGAUCUGACUGGAGCUUCAAGUGGAGUGACAAGUGGAAACACAGUGGAAACGAUCAUGUUCACGAGUGAAUAAACCAGAAGAUUUAUGAAUGCCGCCUCUGUCAAAAAUACACUGAAUAAAGCACUCUGCACCACAUAGCAUUAUUUUUAUAAGGAAUAUUUUUUGUCCCCUAAAAUAUUCUUUGUUACAGGUAGAGAUGGACAGUUUAUGUUAAGCACUUAGCUUAAACAAUCUGUUUAUAUUAGCACUAUAUAUACUUUGUGCCAUCCAACAUUUUGUAUGUUUUUGUAAACAGUUCACAAGCAGUACAUUUCUGUGCUGUUUCCUUUAAUGUACACAUGCCUUGUUUUACUUAGAUAUUAUUAGUCAUUUUGACAAUUAAGCCUGAUUAAACAGUUCACCUGGAUUAAUCAGUACUGUUGGACAGCUCUAAAAGAAGCCUGACUGUUAAACAGCUAUUGAAUGUAAUACUAUGAAUAUGUAUUUCUCCUUGCCUACGUCUUUUCUACAUUUCCAUGUUUUUCACACUGCAUGUCAUGUUAUGUAAGUCAGGAUACUGUUUAUAGUAUUCAAAAUUUAAACAGUGGAUGUCUCACCAUACUAUAUAUACAACAGGUAAUAUAACCCAGAGAAAAGAUAACUUGCUCCAUAUCUCUGUCUGUCUUUUGUUCCUCUGCCCCUCCCUUUUAUUCUUUUCCACCUAAUCUCUGGACUCAGGAAUUACUGCUAAAUACUUUCUGAUAGAGGACAUUUCUAUGUUGUUUAUUCUUAUAACCCAUUGUUAAUAUUUUAUCUCCAUUCUGUGACUUUUGUUUAAGCUGCAAAGGAUUUGCUCAGUAAAUGUUGGCAUUAUAGAAGAAAGGCAGCAUUGAAGGUAAAGCAAAACAUAAUGUCAGCUUAUAAGCAGAAGCCUGAAAAAAAAAAAAAAAAGAAAGAAAAGUUUAAAAAACUGUGUUUGUUUCGUCAUCAUUGCAAAACUGAUGGAUUUAAUGUUCUGUCAGUUAUUUUCUCAUUAUUUUAAUUGACAUCCAAAACAAAAUGAGAGGAGAGUCUUCCAGAUCUGUCUGGGAUUAGAAAGGGUUGUUAUAAUAUACCAUAAAAAUAGUAUUGUCCCAGUCAGGUAAAACAAAGCUGUUUGGAGUAAAGUGUUCUCACUUUUCCCCAGAUGGAAGCAGGUUUGCAGUAAUGGUGAAAUACUCAUUUUAAAUACUAAUACAAAAUUUUAAUACUCUCAAUGUCUUAAGUAAUUAAAGGCGUAUCUUGAUGGUUAGUCUUGAAAAAUUAACUGCCCACAUGAGAAAGUGCACUGGAAUGUGUUUGAAUCCAGUGAGUGCCCCACUCCACCAAAAUGUUAUGCCUCAUCAACUCAUUCCAGGCAUGAAAAUGUCUAUUGGGAAUUCCAGCUUUAAUAAAUACAGAUCUGGGUGAAUAGCUCUAUGUGAACAAUACAAUUAAAAAACCUAAAGGUGCAAUGUUUUGUUUUGCAUAAGAAGUUAUUUCUAGGAUUUAGUUGUAUUAAAUUUAUUUUACAGUGAUGAAUUUGCUAGUUUACCUGAAAUCAUCAGAGAUUUGUCGAAAGGGAGAAUUUCAUUUGCUCUAAAUGAAUGUGAAAGUGUUCCUUCUGCCACAAGCUUUUCUGAGUUCCUUGGAGAAGCUCCCUUUGUUAGACUUGCAAACGAUUCCACGUAUGUGUUAAAUAGUUAACACAUCACAAAAUUGAUAAGGAAUCGGUUUUAUGAAUGAGAAUUCUUAAAUUACCAUUGAUCUUAUAAAUUUGACCUUGCAGCUCUUCCGGGCAAUCAGCAUUUCUUCCCUCACUUGGUGCUGUAGCAGUGAAGUUCCAUUUAGCUGUACAGAUGCACCUACCCUUCUUUCAAGAAAGAUCUUUAACUAAAGACAGAAAAAGGCCGUUUUAAUUUUUCUUUGUCAGUGUCUGCAGUUCCAGAGGAACAGUGUUUAAAUAUGUUAAUCUGAAGACUGUCAUAUCUGGUCAACAAAGAAGACUGAAAUAAAGGGAAUGGCAGUACUUGCUACUGUGUCAAUAAUAGCAUUUCAGUUCAGGAAGGAAUUUCUCCUGUGUUCUCAGUGCGUGAAUACAUCCAGAAAGCUGGCCAAGAACAGACAUAAAGGAGGAAGCAUUAAGCUGCUUCAUUAUUGGCAAUAUCUAUGUUAAAAUAACGCAAAAGUACUUACAGUAAUUUUAUUUCAUCCAUAUUUGUGGCUCUCAGGCUCACUGGUCAUUAGCCAAAUAGUGAAGCAAGGUUAACCUGUACAUUUUAUAUAUUUACAUUCUUAAGUAAGCUGUUAAUUUAGUCUAGACUCUACAGAUGUUGCUACCAUGUUGUGUAUAUAGCAGGACAGGAGGAGCAUUUUAAAUGCUAAUAAAACAGGGCAGUAAAGCACAUGCUAACUCAAAUGUGUUGAAGUCCAGUUCCACUGUAUUUUCAAACUGCUUUCUAAACCAAGGUAUAAAGGACCCAUCCAUGCAGGCAGUCUGUUAUAUAAGCUAGACUUACAUGGUUUUAUAAGUACCUUUCCUCCUGUUUUGUGUCCAUGUUCAUCACAUUCAUGUUCAUUUUUAUGUUUUUGUAGAUGCAGUUGUUAGGAGCUAUAAGGAAAUCCAGUUCAUGCUUCUACAAAUCCCAGCACCUUUCUAUUAGAAUGUCAGUUUCUGUGACACACCAUGUACAUUCAUUGCUGGACUGCUUCUUGGUCUGCAAAGCAUAGCAAGAGCCUCUAGGAUAAAUAGUCAAGGGAAGAAAAAGGAGAACUGCAGAUACAGGUGAUUUGUCUGUAUGUAGGUUUCUAUAUGUUGGUUUACUUUUUAUAGUGUGAAGUUAUCACUUACUGUGCUUGAGAGCCUGAGAGAACACAGGGAAGAGUAUAGCUGUAAUACUCAUUAAAUGCCAUCUGUAUCCAGUUAGGGCAAAGGUCUUUAUUCAUGAUCACUGUAACACUGAAUAAAAGUUAAAAGGAGUUCUUCAAGACAAUAUUUAAAACUUUUUUCUAAAGAGUCAAGGGCGUAAGAAAAUAGAUUUAUGUGUCUGUGUUUUGCUUUUGUAAAUGUGGUGUACCAACUAAAGCUGUGCUUUUCUAUUAUUGGAUGGAAAGGAUUCAAAGUAUGCUGGUCCUUAGUAAGCAGCAACGGUUAAUAGAUGAAUUUUCACUUAUGAAAAUGAUGUAAAUGAUUAGCUUUAUCUUGUUGAUACUCUUGACCUAAUCAAAGGGAAGGUGUACUUAUGAGGGAUGUAAUUAUUUUGAAACCUAGUUGGGGGGGCGGGAGGGGAAGGUCUACUUAAAAUGUUUUUAAAAAAUGACAAAAUCACAGAUAAAAUAUUUUUCUACAAUUCUAUACAAUCAUACUUUAUACUAGUUUUCUCAGCAUGGCAUGUAAAUGAGUCUAAGGUACUGUUCCAGAAAAUCAGUGGUAUUGUACCUUGUUCUAGACCAUUACAAGAGCAUCUGUUAGAUGCUUGGCACUGCUGUCAUAGAAGCGAAAUGCUAGUUAAAAAGACAAUUGUACUGAAUACUUUAAAUGAUUGUUUUUUUCAGAGUUUGAUCUAGGAAAUGUUCCAAUCGUGCUAUUAAUGUGUAAUUAGAACUGCUCCGGAUGUAACUAUGAGCAGUUCUGGGAAGGUAACAUUGCUUGUACUCCUGUUUAAUGGCAGGUUUUGUAGUCUUCAAAAGAAAUUGACAUUUCUACUAUGAAUAAACUUUCAAACAUUUAAA
This is a messenger RNA of Calypte anna (Anna's hummingbird), 6345 nucleotides long. RefSeq names its product ribosomal protein S6 kinase A3 (gene RPS6KA3). The coding region runs from base 201 to 2429 and encodes 742 amino acids. Gene Ontology annotation, biological process: protein phosphorylation; intracellular signal transduction. The record is from RefSeq and is a predicted model, not a curated record. Gene Ontology annotation, molecular function: ribosomal protein S6 kinase activity; ATP binding; magnesium ion binding. Lineage: Eukaryota; Metazoa; Chordata; Aves; Apodiformes; Trochilidae. The transcript has 22 exons.